Molecule: messenger RNA, 1796 nt
Organism: Lycium barbarum (goji berry)
Lineage: Eukaryota; Viridiplantae; Streptophyta; Magnoliopsida; Solanales; Solanaceae
Product: GTP-binding protein ERG
Exons: 8
Coding region: 166-1479 (437 amino acids)
Biological process (GO): ribosomal small subunit assembly
Molecular function (GO): rRNA binding; ribosomal small subunit binding; GTP binding
Source: RefSeq, a predicted model, not a curated record
UUCCAUAAACCCUCAAAACCCCUUUGUCCAUUUUACAGUUCUAACACCCCCACACCCUCACCAUCUCCUUCUCUACAGAAAUAAAUAAAUCAAAUCAAAUUUUGAACAAAACAAUUAAAGUUUGCAUUUUGGAUUUUACCAUAAGCUCAAAGUUGAAAUCUUGAUAUGAAAGCUUUAAGAGUUUUAAGGACAUUGAACUCAUCACUAUCUUCAAAUCCAAGAAAACCCCAUUUCAAUUCAACCAUUUUUCUUCGUUUUUACUCAGCCCAACCUCAAGAAGACAACCCCACAACCUCUGAAGAAGAUGACACGUCAUCCUCAGUCUUUGAUAGUUCACAAUAUGAUGUGGGGUUAGGAUUAAACAAUGAUGUUAACUCAGAAAACAGUGUAAACAGCUCAACUUGGGAUGAGAAAUAUAGGGAAAGAGUGAAAACUAAAGUGUUUGGUGAAGACCCUUUAGAGAUUAAGAGGAGUUCAAGAAUCUUGAUUAAAGAAGAAGAGAAGAGAAGGAGAGCUGCUAUAUUGGCUAGGACACUUCUUGAAGCCGCGCUUGAUCGGCCUGAUGAAGAGGGGGAGGAAGAUAAAGAGGAUAUGGUUGUGAAGGAAGAAGAUCAAAUGUCAUUGAGUGUUGGAAUUAUUGGUGCUCCUAAUGCUGGAAAAUCUUCAUUGACUAAUUACAUGGUUGGCACCAAAGUUUCUGCUGUAUCACGGAAGACGAAUACCACUACCCAUGAAGUCUUAGGUGUGAUGACUAAAGGAAAAACACAAAUCUGUUUCUUUGACACUCCCGGGCUUAUGCUAAAGAAAAGUGGAUUUCCCCACAAGGAUGUGAAAGCACGUAUUGAAAGUGCAUGGAGGUCUAUUGAUCUAUAUGAUGUACUCAUUGUCAUAUUUGAUGCUCACAGGCAUCUUACCAAGCCCGAUUCCAGAGUGGUGAGGUUGAUUGAGAGAAUGGGUUCUGAGGCUAAUCCAAAGCAGAAACGUUUACUGUGUAUCAAUAAAGUUGACCUAAUCGAGAAAAAGAAAGACUUGUUGAAAGUUGCUGAGGAAUUCAAAGACCUUCCUGGAUACGAGAGGUGCUUUACGAUAUCAGGACUAAAGGGAGCUGGAGUGAAAGAUCUAACGAAAUACUUGACGGAGCAGGCAUUGAAACGACCAUGGGAUGAAGAUCCAUUGAUCAUGAGUGAAGAAGUUAUGAAGAAUAUUUCAAUGGAAGUUGUCAGGGAAAAGUUGCUACAUUACAUACAUCAGGAAAUCCCAUAUGGCAUUGACCAUCGCCUGAUGGACUGGAAGGAGCUACAUGAUGGUUCCCUAAGAAUUGAACAGCAUUUGAUCACACACAAGAUAAGCCAACGCAAGAUUCUCGUAGGAAAGAAAGGUUCCAAAAUAGGGACAAUAGGCAUCGAGGCAAAUGAAGAGUUAAGAACGAUAUUCAAGAGAACCGUCCAUCUAGUCCUUAUGGUUAGAGUGAAAUCAUGAGAUCAAAGAACAAUGUCCUUGUUUUGCAUGUAUAUAUUGAGGUGCUCCAGUUUUGUCCCUUUACCAAAGCAAAUGUCAGUUGACACAAUAAUCUACAAAAGCAUAUCAUAAUCUAAAAUUAUGUUCUGAUGCAGAAUAUGGAAGAAAAGUUUAAUUUCCCUUUCAUGUGAAUACAUUCAUAUUCUUUUCUAUAAUUUAAGGUCAAAAUUCUAGACAUUGUUUGUAUUCAUGUUGGAUUAAGUGUACAAUGCUCUUUCCACUAGAGUAAGAUUAGGUGUCCUGUUGGUUCUAUUGCAUUAAUAUAUUUGAACCUUCAA